Messenger RNA from Gigantopelta aegis, 6831 nucleotides. Its product is annotated as transcriptional regulator ATRX-like. Gene Ontology annotation, molecular function: ATP-dependent chromatin remodeler activity; ATP binding; ATP hydrolysis activity. Gene Ontology annotation, cellular component: nucleus. The transcript has 32 exons. Lineage: Eukaryota; Metazoa; Mollusca; Gastropoda; Neomphalida; Peltospiridae. The coding region runs from base 135 to 6512 and encodes 2125 amino acids. The record is from RefSeq and is a predicted model, not a curated record.
CCUUCUCGCCGCCAUUUUCUAGAGAAGCAUCAGAAGGUAACUCUCGGAAAAUCAUCUUUCUAGUCCAGAUUCGAUUUUAAGGUUAUGUGCUGAUAAACGUCAUGUACCAAGCGUCUAUUGGCUAAAUCUACAAGAUGGAGGGCAAGAGCAGAAGUGGUUCAGCAAGAAGAAAACCAGUAUCCACUUUAAAAGUACGUCUUUCUUUUGGCAAGAAGAGUAAAGCUGCCAGCAGCUCCGAUUCCGAGGAAUUCUCAGAUUUGGAAAAUUCACUGAAACCAGCAUCACCUUGUAACUCUGACAGUGAAUCCAUUCCAGAAUUGCCUGAAGGUACGGUUAUUGUGAACCCAGAACCCGUUCGUGAGAAGAGACCAAAGUUUCAUGGUCCAGAAUUUUCUAAAGUUUCAUCAACUUUGGGAAACUUGGACGUGUUUAACUGUACGGCGUGCAAUAGACAAGUUAAUCCCAAUGUGAAAGGAGCAGCAAAACGACAUCCAGACCUUGGGGUUCUUAUUUGCAAGAAAUGCUACAGUUACUAUAAAAGUGGUGAGAUAGCCCAGGACAGUGAUGGCCUUGACGAACAGUGCCGCUGGUGUUCAGAGGGAGGCAAACUCAUGGGGUGUGAUUACUGCCACAAUGCUUUUUGUAAACAGUGUAUACUACGAAAUUUUGGACGAGCAGAACUGUCCAAAGUCAAUGGUGAUGAUGACACCAAAUGGAAGUGUUAUAUAUGCGAUAGUUCACAAUUAUUGAAAUUAACUGCAUUUUGUGAUGACAUGAUGGACAAAAUCGAAAAGCAGCGACAGUUGGAAAAAACAGCAGCAAAUACACCAAAGUCAGAAAAGAGCUCUAAAAAGAAUAUGUCUUUGACAAAUAGUAACUCUAAAAUUAAUUCAAAACCAUCGCCAUCAAAUCAGACGCAUGUAGUACCCAGUAUUAAGAUCAUUCCUUCUUGUGUCGAGGAUGUUGUGUGCAAGCUGACGGGAAUAUCGAAAACCUUUAUAACAAUGUUAGAAGUUAUGAAAACAGAUUUAGAAAUCCCUUACAGCAUGAUGAGUCCAUUUGAUGUCAACAAGGUGGAUAGGAAACGACUUAGAUAUGCUGGAAUGUUGCAGAAAGGACUGGAAACCUAUACCAGCUCCAUAGAUAGGAUUUUGUCGGAACAGAUUGAGUCAAAUGAUGCCAACAAUUCCCAGAAUGAUGACAUUGAAAUUAUUGAAACAUCAGCAAAAACAAAACAAGUGAAAAUGAAUGGCUGUUUAGAAACUGACAGCAAUGAUAAGAGUGUUAGAGGUGAAAAUGAGUCUUUAAAACUUACAUUAACCCAGAAAAGGGGGAAAGGAAAAGAAACUAUUUUUACUUCGUCCUUCAAAGAAAAGCAGAAAUCUCCAACAAAAAAUAUACCAGCCAUUGUUAUAGGUGACAACACAGAUGAAAGUGGUGACGAUGAAGCGGAUGAUUUGCCGGUGACCAUUGUUAGAGACGUUGGUAGUGUUGCGUCAUCUGUCCCGACUCGUGAUAAUUUGGAGGACAAGAUUGAUCUCAGUCAGCAGAAUGAAGUCGCUCAGUUGGAACUUCUUCAGGAACUUGCUGAUGAACUAAGCAACGAGCAGCAGAGAGAUAAAUUGGCUGAAAGAAAGGACCAAGACGAAAUGGUUGGAAAAGGAGGUACACCACAGAAGAAUGCUAUAAAGAAAAUUCAGAACACCACCAAAAGUAGUAAGGACAGUGAUGAUUUGUUUGACAUUAGUGACGAUGAUGUUGUUGAGGUUGAUAAUUUGAGAGAUGAGGAAGAUGUGCAGAUAGACAGUGACAAUGAUGCAGACAAAACUGUAGAAGUGAAUAAAAAAGGACAUGUGGACGUUGAGACUAGUGCUCUUGAUAAAAAGAAGGCAAAAAACCCCGACAAAGUUGAAUCUGAUGGAAGUGUAAGUGGAGGAAGUGGUACUAAGAGUAUAAAACGAAAGGAAUCCAACAAAACCAAAAGUGCCAAAAAACAAAAGGACACAAGUAGCGUGAAUGAGGAAAGUGAUUCGGAAUGUGACAUGAAAAAAUCUAAAAAAGGUCAGAAAGAAAAUAAUAAGAAAUCUUUGACUAAAAAACAAAGUAAAAGCAGUUCGGUUAAGGUGGAUCGGAAUGAAUCUGAAGAGGACGUUUCCAGUUCAGACCUUCUCAUGAGCUGUGAUGAUGAUUUUGAUGAUGGUUCCCGAAAAACUAGAAACAGGAAAAAUAAAAGACAUAGCCAGAGAACCAAACGGACUGCUUCAGCUUCUGGUAGUGAAGAUGAGUCAAAAAGUUUAAGUUUACGACGCCGUGGCAGAGGAAAAAAAGUAGAAGAAAAAAAGAAAACUACCAAGAAAAGGGGGAAAUCACAGUCAAGUGAUUAUGAUAGUGAUGAUGAAUUGGACAAAGACAUUGAACGUUUGUCACGUAAACCGAGACUGGGAAGAAAAGCUAAAUCUGACCGUAAUAAAAGCGAAACAACUGACAAGAAAGCUGGAAAUUUGAAGGAAAAAUCAAAAGGAAAGAAAAAAGCUUCAACAUCAAGUUCUAAUGAUGAUGACGAUGACGAUGAUGACGAUGAAGAUGAAGAUGAGAAUUCAAGCAAUGGUGGUGAAAAAAAUGACAAGAUAAUGGAACCCAUGGAUGAGAAUGGUGAAGCAGAUGAUGAUGAAAAUGAACUUGCUAAGAAAGCGAUUCUUGAUGACGUGCAAGAGAAUUCUGGUGAGAAUGGUGAUGUAAAUUCAAGUGAUACAGAUGCCAGCACAAAAGCUAGUACAAAGAAAGCUGGCAACAAAAAGGAAGCCAAAAACAGCGAUGCAAAGAAGGAUGAGGAGUCUGAUGACUCUGAUGAUGUUGUUCCAGCUAAAAAAAGAGCCAUACAGACGAAGUUGUUGAAUGCCAAACUAUCAGAAAGUGACUCUGAUAUUGAGAAGAAAAAAGCUACACAAAAACUUGACAAAGCUAAAGUUGACAGUCUUUCAUCAGACAGUGACUUCCAGUCAUCCAAAAAGAGCAAAAAGAGAAAACAUUCCAGCAGUAGUAGUUCGGAGGAAGACAGUGACAGUGACGAAGACAGUGAAUCAAAGAGUGAAGAAGAGAACAGUGAUGACUCCAGUUCCAAAAAAAAGAAGAAGAAGAAGCGCAAAGGUUCCAAGAAAGGAAAGCGUGGGGAAAAGGGCAAAGGAGGUAAAGGCAAGAAGAAACUGAAACGAAUCAAAGUUCCGAAAGACUCGUCUGAUGAAGAUGGUGGAUCAGACAGUGAUCAGUCAGGAUCAGAAGAUGGGGACGAAAAGUCGCCCAAAAAAGGUAACAGAAAAGAAAUCAGGAAAAUAAAGUCUGACAAAAAAUUGCAAGAUGAGACGAAAAAAGCAGUUAAAGCAGAAGAAUCAAGACGAAAACGAGUGAAAGAAAAACAGGAAAAGUUCAACAAUAUAGUCCAGAUAACUGAUGACAAUUCCCCUACUAAAUGUCCCAUGACGACACAGCUCAUUCUUGAGAGAGAUAAGGAAAGUGAAGAGCCAAUCAUUGAAGUCAACAAGAAAUUGGUGCGCAAGUUGAAACCUCAUCAAGUAGAGGCUGUGCAGUUCAUGUAUGACUGUUGCUGUGAGUCUGUCAAGAGGCUGAAGAAACAGCCAGGAUCAGGCUGCAUUCUGGCACAUUGUAUGGGUCUUGGUAAAACUUUAUCAGUUGUCAGCUUUGUUCACACAAUGAUAAAGCAUUACGAUCUUACGAACAUUGGAACGUGUUUAGUAGUGUGUCCUCUCAACACGGUUCUCAACUGGGUUCACGAGUGGGAUAUGUGGCUGGAUGAGAAAGACAAACUAGAGAUUUAUGAAAUGGCUGGUGUCAAAGGUAACAAUGAGCGUAUGCACUACCUUGAAGACUGGCACAAAAAUGGAGGUAUCAUGAUAGUGGGGUAUGAAAUGUACCGAUCUUUGUCCACUGGUUGUCGAGUGAAGGGCAAGAAAAUGAAGAAAGUAUUUGCUGAAACACUUGUGGAUCCUGGACCAGAUAUGGUUGUAUGUGAUGAGGGACAUAUUUUAAAGAACGAUCAAUCAUCGAUAUCAAAGGCUAUGAAUAUGAUGAAAACUAGACGAAGAAUUGUGCUCACUGGCACACCACUGCAGAACAAUCUUGUUGAAUAUCAUUGUAUGGUAAGCUUUGUGAAGCCGAACUUGCUUGGUACCAGAAAAGAGUUUCUUAACCGAUUCGUCAACCCAAUUGUGAACGGUCAGUGUUCCGACUCGACACCUCACGAUGUCAAAAUCAUGAAGAGAAGAGCACACAUCAUCCACGAAAUGUUAGCUGGUUGUGUACAGAGACGUGACUAUUCUUCACUGACGAAAUUCCUGCCACCAAAGAUGGAGUAUGUAAUCCUGGUCCGACUGACACCCAUGCAGAUCACGCUGUACGAGAAGUACCUGGAAGUGACUGGACAGGCCCAGGAGGGACAGAUCAUAAGCCGAGGGGCACGUCUGUUCUCAGAUUAUCAUAAUCUCAUGAAGAUCUGGACUCAUCCAUGGGUGCUGAAGUUGGCAGAAAUCAGAGAUGAGGCAAAGAGACAGUAUAAUGAUGAGGAUGACCUUGAUGAUGAUGGAUCCGAUUUGGAUUCAUUUAUUGAUGAUGAGGAUGAUGAGGAAGAAGAAGAGUUGUCUGCGCAGACUGAUUCUGACAGUGGUGACAGUUUGUUAGAAAAGAAGAAAAACAAAAAGGGUGAAAAUUCACACAGUGGAGGGGAAGGUACAAGUGGUGGUGCCAGGCGCAGCACUAGAAGUCGUAAUCCUGUUCAAAGUGAUGGGGAAGAAGUCGUAAAAGACUGGAAAACACGUUCUCGAGGAGGUGAUGGAGAUGGUAUUGAUCUUGAUGUAUCGAAGGCGUUAGAGGACCAAGGUGCACCACCUGUGAGCAGUGAGUGGUGGGCGGAGUUUGUGAAGCUAGAGGAUGCACACAAGGUUGAACUCAGUGGCAAGCUAACACUGCUUUUUGAGAUUCUCAGGCUUUCUGAAGAGAUUGGCGACAAAGUUUUGGUUUUUAGUCAAAGCUUGUUGUCUCUAAACAUUAUUGAAGAUUUCUUGGACGACGUUGACCAAAAGAAUCAGGAAGAAGGAGAAGCAAAAAGACUUCAAGCAGAGUUGAAGAAGAAGGAAAAGCUGGAAAAAAAGAAAGAGGAAGCAGAAAACAAAAUGGAUACCAAUGAAAAUGAAGGAGAGAAAAAGGAUGGUGAUGAAAGCGACAAAAAAGAUGACGAAAAGAAAGAAUCAGAUGAUGAAGAUGAGCUGCCUGAGGCUUUCGGCAAGAGUUGGACAAAGGGUGCUGAUUAUUUCCGAAUGGAUGGUUCCACUAGUGUCCAGCUUAGAAAUGCUUGGUCUAAUCACUUCAAUGAUCCUGAAAAUUACAGAGCUCGUCUGUUUUUGAUCUCGACACGUGCAGGCAGUUUGGGGAUUAACUUAGUGGCAGCAAACAGGGUGAUCAUCUUCGAUGCAUCGUGGAAUCCAUCUCAUGACAUCCAGUCCAUAUUCCGAGUUUACAGAUUCGGACAAACAAAACCUUGCUAUAUAUACCGAUUAUUGGCACAGGGAACGAUGGAAGAAAAAAUCUAUGAAAGACAGGUAACGAAGCAGUCGUUGGCUCAGCGUGUGGUUGACGAACAUCAGAUUGAUCGUCACUUCACUGCCGCAGAUCUCCAGGAACUGUACAAAUUCAGACCCGACAGACUGGACGAUCCAGAUAAACAAGACAGACCCUUGUUGGCUCUUCCACAGGAUGUUCUGCUGGCUGAAGUGAUCAAGUCUCAGAAGGACCUUGUGGUCACGUACCACACACACGACUCACUGCUGGAGAACAAGGUGGACCAGGAGUUGUCUGAAGAAGACAAGAAGGCAGCGUGGGAGGAAUACGAAAACGAGAAGAAGGGAAUUUCAAACAGAGUCCAGACUGGUUAUCCUGGCAACAUGGGAAUGGGUAUGGGCAGAGGCUUGCUCAGUCCCAACAAUCUGAUGCAGAUCGCACAGAUGGUUCGAGCACAGUAUCCCAAUCUUCCACCUGAAAUGUUCCAAGCUCAAGUACAGAGUGUCUUGCAGAGGCAGAUAAUGAUGAAUCAGGAAAUACAGAAUCGACAGAUUGAGCAGCAAAAGAUGUUAGAAAUGGAACGUCUUCGUCGAAUUCGUGAACAGAUUAACCAACAGCAGAACCAGAUUAGCCAGCAGCAGAACAGACUGUUAGGUCAGCAGAUGUUUAAUGCCGGUAACAUUCAGAACUGGAGGAACCCAAUGUUAUCACAGAUGCAAUCCAUGAAUCAGCAACAGGCAUUAGGCCUGAAAAAUUCAAUGCCCCAGAAAAAUCUUGCCAUGCUUCAGGCCGAACUGGAAAGAGCUACCAACAGAGUUGGUAACAAAGGGGGCAGUAACGUGGGAGGACGGAAUAAGCAGACGACAAAUGGGACUGCAGGAUCCUCUGAUCCAACGAAAAAACCACCUGUAAAUAAUGUGAUUGAAACUAUCGACUUGUCUUAACUAGUGACCAUUUUAGAGCAUUGAUUGUCAAAGGUUGUUUUAACACAGGAAUUGGUUAGUUUGAAAGUUGUAUGAUGAAAGUGUGUGUAGGUCAAGCUAGUGUUACAACACCAGACAAAUAUUCUGGGAGUCGGUUUUAUUUAUUGAGUCCUUCUGGUCUUUGUAAGAUGAGGAUAGCAUGGAAAGCUUGUCUGAUAGGUUUGUUUUUUGUUUCAAUAUAUUUAUAUUUCAAUAAAUAUAUUAAUGGAUAAAGACCAGGGAAAAAAGUGCCAGUGAAUUUCCUUUUAUGGUACCCAGCAUUUGUAAGGGGGGGGGGGGG